AUGCAUUCAACAGUUUAUUUUUGCGUUGUCUUCACACUCUUUUUUAUCUACGCACAUGGAAAACCACUCUGUCUAUUCAAUUGUACAGCUUCUGGAUAUAUUGGUAUGCCUCUUAGUAUUCCUACAUCCUGUCAACAACGUAAGAAAGCAAACGACUGUGGUGUCGAAGUCAAAUUCUAUUAUCAUGAACGAAGAUAUGUUGUAGAAUUUGAUACAUCAUUCAUUAGUCACUACUAUCGAUCAGUUUAUAUUCUACCGUCAAAUUAUUUGUCUUACACAGCCAUGUAUGCUUGUUCUCAUAAUGAUAAUUGUGCAAUCGACUUUGCCAACAAGAAAGUACUCGAUCUUUCUAAUCGAACAUUCGAUGUUGGCAGUGUUACUAGACAAUUAAGUAAUUUUCUUCUUGAGUAUCGACAACCUUCUGAUCCAACACUUCGCUGUUACGACAAUGAAGAAUGUGUUUCCGGCGUAUGUCGAAUCGAAUAUAACACCGAUAAUAAUAAAAUGAGUAAAAGACGCUGUGAAUCGAAUAGUAUCGCACGAGUGCACGUGUUCGAUGGUGGUAGUCUUCCUUCAUUGGACAUUGAAUGUAAUCGAACGAGAUGCAAUUCUCCAGAAACUUACAACGAAGUAAAAGAAAUCCUCUUUCGACAUAAUCUUACUGAUAUCAAUGGUCGAAUUAAUGGCGGGCAAAAAUCAUAUGUAUCAACAUUUCUUCUAAUAGUUAUGUUUCAUUUAUUUGUUUUUUAUGUAACGAAUUUUUCUUUUAAUGAGAACUGA
Adineta steineri is the source of this 780-nucleotide messenger RNA. The record is from the annotation of a GenBank genome assembly. NCBI's taxonomy places the organism in Eukaryota, Metazoa, Rotifera, Eurotatoria, Adinetida, Adinetidae.